AUGAUCUCGCAACUACCAACACCUCAACCUGGGCUUCUUGUCGCCAAGGCUCGCACGGACAGUACAUUCGAGCAAAUUCCAAUCAUGUCUGUCUCCCUGACACACUUCCCAACCCUGGUGGGUCUGAGGACCAAAAUUGACAGUGACUUCACGGAUGCCACCAGCGCCGACUUCGCCAAGCGCCGUGCUCUAGCAGAUCGAAUACGCGAUGCUAGUAUCAAUGUCGGCUUUUUCUAUCUCAAGAACCACACCAUCCAAGAGGCCGUCAUUGCUGAUACGAUAACUGCCGCCGGCGACUUUUUCGCUCUGCCUAUCAAUGCCAAGCUUGCUCUUGAUAUUCACAAGAGCACCAACUUCAAAGGCUACACAGCGCUUCUAGGGGAGAACACGAAUCCCGAGGGAAGGGGUGAUUUACACGAAGGAUUUGACCUUGGCUGGGAGGAACCAGGUAACAACGCCAUGUCUGGCGUGAAUGUGUGGCCAGCGGAGACGCUGCUCCCCGGUUUCCGCGACGUUAUGGAAUCCAACAAAAGGCGAUAUAGCCGUGCAGCAGUCUCGUUAGGACAACUUCUCUUCCCGCUAUUUGCGCUUGCGCUAGAUCUCCCCGAGGCCUUCUUCAACGACAAGACAACCAAGCCCGCCGCGAUAAUGCGACUCUUACAUUACCCGCCGCAGAAACCUGCCAUUGACGACGAUGGUAGGGUGAUUGGAAUCGGGGCACACACGGAUUAUGAGUGCUUUACAAUUCUCUGGCAGGACGCUGUCGGCGGUCUGCAGGUGCAAAACGCUGACGGUAAAUGGAUCGACGCGGUACCCGUUCCGGGAACCUUCGUCAUCAAUCUCGGAGACCAGUUUGCCCGUUGGACAAACGACGUCUUCAAGUCGACCGUGCACCGUGUCACCAAUCGGUCGGGACUGGAGCGAUACUCGAUCCCGCUCUUCUUUGGAACGGAUUAUGAUGUGCUUCUAGAGCCGCUUCCAAGCUGCAUUUCGGAAGAUUACCCCCCUCAAUAUGAGGUUGUCACCGCAGGGGACUACGUGAAACGUCGCUUGGAGGAGACCUAUGCGCAUUCAAAGAGCAACGGCGACUGA
Molecule: messenger RNA, 1092 nt
Organism: Mycena indigotica
Lineage: Eukaryota; Fungi; Basidiomycota; Agaricomycetes; Agaricales; Mycenaceae
Product: 2OG-Fe oxygenase
Exons: 11
Coding region: 1-1092 (363 amino acids)
Molecular function (GO): dioxygenase activity
Source: RefSeq, a predicted model, not a curated record